Molecule: messenger RNA, 3032 nt
Organism: Onthophagus taurus
Lineage: Eukaryota; Metazoa; Arthropoda; Insecta; Coleoptera; Scarabaeidae
Source: RefSeq, a predicted model, not a curated record
AAUUAACCCAUCUUUAAUUAAUAAUGGAAACAUACUAAAAAUGGAAAUUAUUAAUAACCAAAAACAUGGAAUGGGGUUAAACGGUACAAAAGAAAUCGAUGAAUUUAUACGAUUCGGGAAUACAUCUAUGGGUUUUGUUAAAAAUGGCGACUUCCAGAUGUUCAUCUCCAGACGAUGAUGGUUAUAAACGAUUUUCCGAUGAUUUGCACGUUACGUACGGUUCAAAUUCACAGGCUUUAGAUGAAAUGGGAAGUCGUUCUAGUUUGAGUCGAGAAGAUGAGGACACAACUUGGGAUUUAAAUUUCCACGAAGCUGCGAUUUAUUUAGAGGAAGGUGCAAACAACGAAAAAUUCGACUCCCACCCGAAACACCCAUCAGCCCUCCCGGCUUAUUUACUCGUACAUAACUCAUGGUAUUACGGCCUCGAUUUAUUAGCGUCAAUAAUCUUGUUAUCGCUCGCUUUAUUUGAAGAGCCGGCAAAUCCGAAAUUAAUCCUCCCCAUUGGGAUUCACUCAGCUUUAGAACUCAUUACUUUAAGUAUCAUUUCAAUCGAGUUAAUUUUAAAGCUACGUUGGACCGGUUUCAAAACGAUCCUAAAUCACAAAAGAACCGCGUUAAAAGGAAUCGCUUUAGUAAUAAUGAUUUUUGAGGCUUUAAUCGUUAUAAUCCGCUACGAGAGUCAUUUUCGCGUAACGAGGGCGUUGAGGCCGCUUUUUUUGAUCGACACGAAAGCUUUGGGGAACGUUCGAAGAUUUAUUAGGCAAAUUUUGCAAUCUUUACCUCCGAUUUUAGAUAUGCUCGGGUUGUUAAUGUUUUUCGUUUGUAGUUACGCUGUUUUGGGGUACUUUUUGUUUAGCGAUAACCAUAAAAACCCUUAUUUUAAAUCGCUCCCCGUUUCUUUUGUGAGUAUGUUCGUUCUUUUAACGACGGCUAAUUUCCCGGAUGUUAUGAUGCCUUCUUAUUCCAAGUCGAAAUAUAAUUCGAUCUUUUUUAUUUCGUACAUCUCGAUUUGUUUGUACGUUUUGAUGAAUUUAAUGUUGGCCGUUGUUUAUGAAACUUUUACCGGAAUUGAGCGGGAUAAGUUCCGGAAGUUGUUGUUGCAUAAAAGGGUCGCUUGUAAACGGUCGUUUCGGUUAUUAGUCAGUAAGAGUGCGCCGAAUUCGGUUCGAUUCCAACAAUUUUAUGGGUUAAUUCGGUAUUAUUCGCCGAGGACUUCCUUGAGGGACGCAAUUUUAAUGUUUCGGAAAUUGAAUGUUUCUGGAUCGGGGACGUUGAAUUUGGAGGAGUUUACUGGGAUUUACGAUGCGUGUUCGUUGAAGUGGAGGAUGAAGGAGCCAAUGGAUCCUUGGUAUAGCUCCGCUUGGCCCCCAUUGAGGUGUUUAUGCCGAUUUGCGAGGAAUUUGGUGGUUCAUCCUUAUUUCGAACAUUUUAUUUAUGUUAUAAUAAUCGGAAAUGGUUUGGCAAUGUUAAUUCGUGUUCUGCAAUACGCGGGAUCGUUAGAAGAUGGGGCGCGAAAUUUUAUGGCUUCUUGGGAUACUUAUUUAUUUUUUUCUCUGUUUUUGUACGAAGCGAUUUUAAAAAUAAUCGCCUUGGGUUGGAACGAGUACAUUUCAUCCGGUUGGAACGUUUUUGAUUUAUCAGUGACUUUGAGUGGAAUUUUUGGAUCCUUUUUGUUGCUUAUUUGGCCCUCCUUAACUGCAGUUGUGAUUUUACGCCCAUUGAGACUUCUUCGUUUAUUUAAAUUAAAGAAGCGUUAUCGAGACAUUUUCGGAACCCUCGUCCUUUUAUCUCCAUUGAUGUGGUCCACGGCUAUCGUAAUGAUGGUAAUGUAUUAUUUUUUCGCAAUAAUUGGCAUGGAAUUAUUCUCCGAUAAAGAUCUCUACAAUUGUUGCGUCAACACCACCGUUGAAGAUUACUUCCGAUACAACUCGAACGGAACGGCCGUCACAACAAUCGGAUAUUAUUACUUAAACAGCUUCGUGGACUUAAUCACUUCGGGUAUCACCUUGUUCGAAUUAACCGUAGUUAAUAAUUGGUUCGUCAUCAUGGAUGGAUACGCCCACGUUUCGGGAGAACCCUCAAGGAUUUUUUUCAUGACUUUUUACUUAUUUACAAUGGUCGUAUUAACCAUCGUCGUCGCCAGCGUUUUGGAGGCGUUCCGCUUCAGGAUCCAGUACAAAAAGAGGACGUCGAAGAAAGAUGAGGAGCAAAUGUUGCACGAAGAAGUUGUUGUCGAUUGGUGCUCUUUGGUUGCGCAAAUUCCCGAUCAGCGUCAAUUAGAAUUGUUGAAAGGCGAUUUUAGAGUUGGCGGGGUAACUUGCUAUGUGGGGCGGAGGCGAAGAACUAGGGAGGUUUUACAAAAACAUAUGUACACUGUAGAGAUUAAAAGGUGGUUGGAGGAGGCUGAAAGAUUAGAGGGGGGCCUCGAUGAUUCGGGGGUUGCCUCAAAUAGUAGCCGAUUAAUCGAAUCUUAAUCGAUUAAAUUAAUAAUUUAAAAUAAUUCCAAAAAAGUUAGGUUAUGUUUCACAUCUUUGUAUAUAUCAUAACCUCACUUUAAUGUGACAUUAGUCUCUUAAAAUUGACGAGAAAUGUAUUUGGAGUUAUUUUUAGUGUAGAUAGGAAAAUUGUCUUUUAGAGAUUCCAAAAAAAUUAAGUAUUAGCCAAGUACAAUAAUUUUUUAAAACGUUUUUCCGACUGAAACUAAUUAAUUAAUUAAUUAACUAAUAAGGUGUUUAAUGAAAUAGAAUAUUUCACUUUCCUCUCACAUCAUAACCCAAAGAAUGUAAUAAAGAGACCAAAAAUGUUAUUAACUCAUUCUUUAGGCUUUUUGAGAUUAAUUUGUGAUAAUUCGAUCUGAUUUUAUUGUAUUAUUUAACUUUUAUCUAGGUUUUAAUCUAUUUUAGUUAAAAAAAAAUAGUAACUAGUCUUUGUUGUGAUCUUUUUUCCUCUCGAUUAAUUUAAAACGAUUUUGAUUGAAUUAAUAUCUUCUAUUACUUGUUGAUAUUGUUUAGAAUAAAUAUAUUAAACCAAAA